GAAAAAGAAAAAAGAAAGCAAAGAGUUUCCUAAAACACACAAAGAUGCGCGAGACCGGAGGAGGAGUUUGGGGGUUCACAGGCUCCACAAUGACAAGCCUCAUGUUCUUCUGGGCGAUGUACAAUCAGUUUUUCCCUUACCAUCUCCGAGUCCUGAUCGAGACAUACGUUUACAAGUUGAUGGGCUUGGUUUCUAACUCUGUUCACAUCAAGUUCAACGAGCACUCAGGUCUCAAGAAGAGUGAAGCUUACAACUCCAUACGCAGUUACUUGUCCUCCAAGUCAACGGCUCUUGCAGUGAGACUCAAGGCUAACGAGAAGGGAGGAGGAAAAUCUCUGGUGCUUAGUUUGGACGAUCACGAAGCUGUUGAAGAUGUGUUUAACGGUGUGAAGGUCCAAUGGUCUUCGAAUGUGAGCAAGCGUGAGGAGCACGCUAACGCAAGCGGUUCCGAGGAGAGGAGGUAUUUCACUCUUAGUUUUCAUAGGAGAAACAGAGAGAUGAUCAUUGAGAGGUAUCUUGGCCAUGUUUUGAGAGAAGGGAGAAAGAUUGAGUUCAAGAACAGAGAGAGGAAGCUUUACACUAACAACACGAGUCUUUAUGCGAGGGAAGGCAAAUGGUGUAGUGUUCCUUUUCAUCAUCCAGCUACGUUUGAGACUUUAGCUAUGGAGCUUGAGAAGAAGGAGAGGGUUAAAAAGGAUUUGAUAAAGUUUAGUAAAGGGAAAGAUUAUUACAGGAAAGUUGGGAAGCCUUGGAAGAGGGGUUAUCUCUUGUUUGGUCCUCCUGGGACUGGUAAGUCUACAAUGAUCUCUGCUAUGGCUAACUUCUUGGAGUAUGAUGUGUAUGAUCUUGAGUUAACUACAGUGAAGGAUAACUCUGACUUGAAGAAGCUCUUGCUUGAUACAAAAGGUAGGUCUAUUAUUGUGAUUGAAGAUAUAGACUGCUCUCUUGGUGUAACGGGGCAGAAGAGGAAGACGAAGGAGGAGGAGGAGGAAGAAGAUGAAGAGGGGAAGAAGGAGAAGGAGAAGACGUUUUAUGAAGAAAGUGAACGGAGCAAGGUUACUUUGUCAGGGAUGCUAAACGCUAUUGAUGGGUUAUGGUCAUCUUGUAGUGAUGAGAAGAUUAUGGUGUUUACUACCAACUUUGUGGAGAAUCUUGAUCUGGCGUUGAUAAGGAGAGGGAGAAUGGAUAACCAUAUUGAGAUGUCUUAUUGUAGGUUUGAAGCGUUUAAGGUUUUGGCUAAAAACUACUUGGAGAUUGAGUGGCAUGAGUUGUAUGGAGAGAUUGAGAGAUUGGUGGAGGAGAUUGAUAUGUCUCCUGCUGAUGUUGCUGAGAAUCUGAUGCCUAAGUCUGAUGAAGAAGAUGCAGAGAUUUGUCUUAAGCGUUUGGUUAAGUCUUUGGAAGAAGAGAAGGUGAAUGUGAGGAAGUUAGCUGAGGAAGAGGAGAAGAAGAAAGCAGAUCAAGAAGAGAAGUAGUUAGUUUGCUUCUACAACAAGAAAACUUAGAAUGAAGGAUUGUUUGCUUUUGCUGGAUCGCUAAUCAUGUUUUAAAUAUCGAGUUAAAUGAGUAUCUUAAGACUAAUCAUGUGUUAAUGCUUUCUUUAGUAUCUGAA
Molecule: messenger RNA, 1609 nt
Organism: Eruca vesicaria subsp. sativa (arugula)
Lineage: Eukaryota; Viridiplantae; Streptophyta; Magnoliopsida; Brassicales; Brassicaceae
Source: the annotation of a GenBank genome assembly